GAAUAGAAAAAAGGACUGGAAAAUAUAACAAGGUUGGAGGAGAAGGAGGGAGCAGACACAGCAAAAGGGAAUUCCUGCCUCUCUGGAAUCCCCAAGAAUGGGUCAUCAGUUUCAGUACUUCCACCAUCUUCAAACAACCCUAAACACUAAACCUCUCUUCUCUUACUCUUCCCACCACCCAAUCCCCAUCACUUGCUUCUCUCACCGUCCCAACCUCACUCUCUCCUUCCCUCCUUCCCUCUCUACCUACCAAAACCCCUCUACCAAACCCACUAAACCCCUCCGCCUCUCUCUCCCCUCCGCCCUCCGAUCUCGCUUUGUCUGCAAAUCCAGCGGCUCAGAAUUUGAUAUCCUAUCACAGCCAGAAGAGAGAAGAAGACCUCACAGACGCGCCAAUGGAAUCUUCUGGAUUUUACUUGUUAACAUUGGGAUAUACUUGGCUGAUCAUAUUUUUCAGGUUCGCGCAGUUAAAAUGCUCUACUUGUAUCACAGUUACCCUGAAUGGUACCAGUUUCUAACUGCAACAUUCUGCCAUGCUAAUUGGAACCAUCUUUCGAGCAAUCUUUUCUUCUUGUACAUUUUCGGCAAGCUAGUUGAAGAAGACGAAGGGAAUCUCGCGCUGUGGCUUUCUUAUAUUCUUACAGGUGUUGGAGCAAAUCUUGUUUCAUGGCUUGUUUUACCAACAAAUGCAGUUUCUAUUGGAGCUUCUGGUGCCGUCUUUGGACUGUUUACUAUCAGUGUCCUUGUAAAGAUGUCCUGGGACUGGAGGAAGAUCCUUGAAGUUCUUAUAUUGGGCCAGUUUGUCAUAGACAAGGUUAUGGAAGCAGCCCAAGCUUCUACAGGAUUAGCUGUCCGCGGAGGCUCCUCUUUGAUGAAUGUCAAUCACAUUGCACAUCUCUCGGGUGCUCUUGUUGGCGUGGUUCUAGUUUGGCUCCUUGGUAGAAUUCCUUCUGAACCUCCAGAACAAGAAGGAUUGGAUUUGAAAAAGUAAUAGGCAGAGAUCAAUCAUAAGGGGAGUACGUCUGGAACUGAUGUGCCACUAAUGCACCACUAUCUUUUGUAUUCUAAUUUUUGGUGAUCAUAAGAUCAUUUGUAUAUGGUUCUGAUACUAAUUGAUUCAAAAGAAAAGAGAGAAAUAGCCCAAUUGGGGUU
Messenger RNA from Argentina anserina (silverweed cinquefoil), 1152 nucleotides. RefSeq names its product rhomboid-like protein 11, chloroplastic. Bases 98 to 991 code for a protein of 297 amino acids. The record is from RefSeq and is a predicted model, not a curated record. Gene Ontology annotation, molecular function: serine-type endopeptidase activity. NCBI's taxonomy places the organism in Eukaryota, Viridiplantae, Streptophyta, Magnoliopsida, Rosales, Rosaceae. The transcript is spliced from 7 exons. Gene Ontology annotation, cellular component: membrane.